This is a messenger RNA of Helobdella robusta, 597 nucleotides long. RefSeq lists its product as hypothetical. The record is from RefSeq and is a predicted model, not a curated record. The transcript is spliced from 3 exons. NCBI's taxonomy places the organism in Eukaryota, Metazoa, Annelida, Clitellata, Rhynchobdellida, Glossiphoniidae. The coding region runs from base 1 to 597 and encodes 198 amino acids.
AUGAACAAAACUGAAACAUUGCAACUCCCUUCUUCUCCGAACUCUGCCAUCAACGUCCUUAGAAGGAGCUCCUGGCUCGUCAUUCAGCAGAGAAUCGAUAACUCACUGAGCUUCAAUCAAACUUGGGAAGCCUACAAAUACGGAUUUGGCGUCUACAAUGAAAAUUUUUGGCUGGGCUUAGAGAACAUUUAUAACCUGACCAAGUCAAGAAUGUACAAGUUGAGAAUUGAGGUCUACGCCCAAGGUAUCUGGGUAUCCGAUGAGUACGAUUCUUUUGAGGUAGGCUCAGAAAGCCUCAACUACAAACUUAAAGUAUCCAACUACAGCGGUGACAACCUGGACAUUAUGAACUACGUUAGUAGCACGAGUCAAAUGCAUAACGGAAAAGUGUUCAGCACAUUUGACCGCGACAAUUCACCACUCCAAACUAACCCUGGCCUGAAGCAUGCUUCUGGAAACUGGUUUGAUAGUUACAGCUAUGCGCAGAAUUUGAAUGGCCCCUAUAAUCAAACUCUGCAGUACUAUAUGAAAAGAUUUAAUAGGUUGACCAAUGCCCAACAAUGUAGGAUGAUGAUUAAGCUGUCUACAUCCAAUUAG